AUGACUGAUCUUCGGGAACUGUGCUAUUUCGUUGAAGGCAAUGAACUCACACAGGUGUUCUCGGUACCUGCAGACGCUAAGAUGAAUGUAGAUGAUCUGAAGGUCAGAAUUCUCAAGUCUUCGUAUGGCGUUAGGCUCUAUGGUAUACCAGUGGAAUUCUGCCACUGCAUAAGCUUGUCAGGACUCGGAGUCCCUGAUUCCUCUUACCAGCUUGCUAGUAUGGCGCGCCUUGGCCGCUAUUGGUCAUGCCAACCUCCAAAAAACGUUAUCAGCAUCUUCGUGACAAUUUACGGUCAUCCCUUGGUGACUUUCUCAGCAGUCCUGGAAGGUAGUGAGCCCUUCCCAGUUCAAGCGGGCAUCCACACAUCGGGAAUAGACCUUCAAGAAGUCAUUUGGGAAACUUUGAGUGUGGACCAUUCAGAUGACACAUUAUCGGGGGAGCGUUGGCGUAAGCUUGAACCAUUUACAGAACUCGCGGAAGUUAUCCCGAACUUGAAGGAGAACUCACUUCAGGUCAAAUUUUGGGGUGGUCCACGUCUCGCUUUGCAAGCUGUCGUGGAGGGCGAGGGAAACCGAACAACUCAAGUCGUCACAAUGUUCAGCUUGAGCGUGGGUUUGUUUAAGAAAGACCUGUUAGCAACUAUUAGGCCAGACCUAUCGCGAGCAGGAGUGGAAGGGGUAAUACUCGGCGUGGUGUCAUACCCUGGGCAAUUGCUGGAGGAAUCGGAGAAGUACCAGCUCCUGGAGGAGCGUCUUGUUUCAGAGUACUGGCCUUUCGAGCCUCCCCGUUCACAGUUAAGCCUGAUUGUGCGCCUUCCCAAGCACGACCACCUUCGCCCCAUAGUGGCAGUAGGGCCCUUUGAGGAGAACCACGCCCUGGCGAUCCUCUCUGCAAGCGGGGGCGAUUUCAUCGCCUAUGAUACAUGUGAUAUUCCCCGUGACGAUGACAAGUGCGAUGUAGAACUAGAGCCAUGCACUUUCAUGGAGGUACCCUGGCUGAAAGCUUUGACGGGCAUUCCAUUGUCCGAAGUGUUGGUCCUACCUGAAUACGAACUUGCUCUGAACGCAGUGUUGGAGUUCUUCGAGCGUGGCGCAUACUCAAGCCAACAGACAAACUCUGGUUUUCUCGCAGAUGGGAAUCCGUUCUGGACGCACACAAGGAGGCCCGACAGCCGUCAGCUCUCCAAAAUAUUUACUUUGCACGGCCACGCAGGGAUUGGAAAAACAACAUUUUUAUCUGUGGUGCUCCGCCUUCGACUAGAAGCGGGGCUCCCCACAUUGUUUAUGAAUGAGCCCAGUGGAUUCUACUUCUUCAGUGAAGGAAAGACCUUUGAAUAUCGGGUCGACCGGGCACGGAAAAUUCGAGCGAAUGACCUUCCACAUCUUCCACUCACAACAUGGUGUCUCGUGAAAACGGGACGACAUCUUGAGGAAGUUCCCGACUAUCUACGAAUGCUUUGUCUCUUCAUACUCGAGGCCGCCUCUCCGCGUGGCAGUCAUUUUAGGCGACCAUCGAAUACAACGACAUGCACACAAUACAUCAUGAAGCCAUGGUCAUUGAAAGACAUCUUAUCUGGGCGACAAUUGCAGCAGCAUGUACAUCCAGAACGUGUCUUGGCCAAUGCCUUUGCAAACUUUGGGCCUUCAGCCUGGAUAGUAUACUCACAGGCUGGACAUAUAUUGACUUGGGAGAGUCGACUAAAAAGUUAUGCUCAGUCUGUUACAGUCGGCGCGCUGGAAAAUGCCAUCAAUGGAACCAAUGUACUACCCCUGGAAGGCCGUAUUUCUCCCUUUCUUCUUGUCCUUAGACCUGGGAAACACCGCGCCGACCGCGUUGUUGCCAUCUCCACUGAUUUCAUAGCCACCUUAAUAUCCAAAGUGAUAGAAGCUGAGGGUCAGAAAUCGAUGCACAAUGCCACUAGAACUUGGAAUAUAUCAGGGGAAGUCAUCAUGUAA
Messenger RNA from Laccaria bicolor S238N-H82, 1956 nucleotides. RefSeq lists its product as uncharacterized. Lineage: Eukaryota; Fungi; Basidiomycota; Agaricomycetes; Agaricales; Hydnangiaceae. The coding region runs from base 1 to 1956 and encodes 651 amino acids. The transcript has 7 exons. The record is from RefSeq and is a predicted model, not a curated record.